Molecule: messenger RNA, 1071 nt
Organism: Penicilliopsis zonata CBS 506.65
Lineage: Eukaryota; Fungi; Ascomycota; Eurotiomycetes; Eurotiales; Aspergillaceae
Exons: 4
Coding region: 1-1071 (356 amino acids)
Biological process (GO): protein geranylgeranylation
Cellular component (GO): Rab-protein geranylgeranyltransferase complex; cytoplasm
Molecular function (GO): Rab geranylgeranyltransferase activity
Source: RefSeq, a predicted model, not a curated record
AUGUCCCAUGGAAUUCCCCGCUAUGUUCAGGAGAGGACAGAGGAGGCCCGACAGCAGCAACUGCGCAAAAUCGAAAAGUACCAGGAGCUAGACAAGCUUGUUCAUCAAAAGAUUGCGGAACAUGAAUACACGACUGAGACUCUUCAGAAUAUAUCUGAGUUACUGACCACAAAUCCCGAAUAUUAUACUGUAUGGAACUACCGGCGUCAAGUCCUACAGCACCAAUUCUCGUUGGCAGCAUCAAAUGACUCCAACCAAAUACCAACACUUAUCAAGAAUGACCUGAUGUUCUUAAUUCCCCUCCUCCGUAGCUUCCCCAAGUGCUACUGGAUCUGGAACUACAGACUCUGGGUUCUUGAUGAGGCCAAACGCUUAUUGCCUGCCACAGUGGCCCGCAAAUUCUGGCAAGAAGAAUUAGUUCUUGUGGGCAAAAUGUUGAGUCUUGACAGUAGGAACUUCCAUGGUUGGGGGUACCGGCGGUUCGUCAUCCAAUCACUGGAAAAUCUGGGAGCAGACGAGGAUGGGAAGCAGAGUCGAGCCCAGGAAGAGUUCGAAUAUGCAAACAAGAUGAUAGGCACCAACCUUUCGAACUUCUCAGCCUGGCACUAUCGAACGAAGCUCAUAAAACGACUCUUAGAUGAGAAGUCUGCGGGCGAUGAGGAGCGGAAGAAGAUGCUUGAUGAUGAACUGAAGCUCAUCCAUCGCGCUCUGUGCGACCCUUACGAUCAGUCCUUGUGGUUCUAUCAUCAAAACCUCAUGUGCACCUUUGACACAGCAGACUCGGCGCAGACGAUGGCGCCGAACCUAUCGACCGCAGACCGACUAGAGUAUCUCCUUGUGGAGAUUGAGGAAAUCGAGGAAAUGCUAGACGGCGCAGAAGACUGUAAAUACAUCUACCAGGCACUGAUCAACUGCACGCUCCUGGCCUGUAAAAUCAGGGGCACGUCAUCGUCCCAGGAUCGACUGAACGUCACGAAAUGGCUCUCGGAAUUGAAGACCAUCGAUCCCCUCCGGAGCAAGCGGUGGUCUGACCUUGAACAAAGGCUGAAGACCGAGCUUAAUGAUAGAUGA